AUAUGUCCCGCUUGUUCAGGCGUUCUAGUGAUAUUCUGCUGCGAGGAAGCCAACGAACGACAUGAAAAACAGUUGUGCCAGAUUGUACGAGUUGUCACGAGGCUCUAUUGCUACAGUGCUGCGCUUGAGCAUCCUCCUGUCAUACACAAUAGCCUCAGCUCGAAAUGCCGCCGCCUGUCUACAAGCUCAUGACAGUGAAUACCGUCCCAGAGCGUGCGAAGCGCAUCAUCGGGCGGAUAGUGGAGGAUGUAAAGGAUCGAUGGACGAUACAGUAUGUGGUCAAUGCAGAAAGGAUAGAGGAGGUACUCCCUACGCUCGAGCGAGAGCGACCCGAUAUCAUGUUUGUGGCAUCGAUGUGGACCCCCGAGGAGCAACAGGAACUCGUGCUUAUUGCUGAGCAGACUAUCCCCGGUAUCAAGACGUUCAAAAUACCUAGCGGUCUCCAGGUGGAGAAAGGACCAGAUGCUAUUGUCGACUUUAUCAAAGAGAAUCUACCGUCUAUCCUCGAUAGCCCAGCGCCGAAGGAAUCGCUUUGAGAGUCGUAACUUCAGGAUGUACAUGUAGAUCGUUGAAUCCUUCGUCCAAGAUACCGUGUAGCGAGUGGUCGGUAUGCCUGGUGAUCCAAACGGCUCGGUUGAUUCAACUCUACCUAUAUCAUCGUGAGUUUCAAUUGAGUCUUAGACCCAGUGCAGAGUGACAAGUGGAACGUUCAACGCGACGCGUCGCGCAGUGAUGAUGAUGAU
Molecule: messenger RNA, 743 nt
Organism: Rhodofomes roseus
Lineage: Eukaryota; Fungi; Basidiomycota; Agaricomycetes; Polyporales; Fomitopsidaceae
Exons: 5
Coding region: 165-536 (123 amino acids)
Source: RefSeq, a predicted model, not a curated record